Messenger RNA from Menidia menidia (Atlantic silverside), 3565 nucleotides. The record is from the annotation of a GenBank genome assembly. Lineage: Eukaryota; Metazoa; Chordata; Actinopteri; Atheriniformes; Atherinopsidae.
GAGAGUGAUGAACAUCCGUGGCGCACUGACGCACAGAGUCCAGCACCAAAACAAGCCCUGAGCCGCACACACUCAGCGGAGUGACACAUUUUGGAGUACAGUGCCAUGCGAGGAGAGGACGCCUGCUGAGAGCCAGGCGCGCAGCUGUGGAUAUUGGGUCUUCCCUCACCUUUGGAUAACUUGGAAAUUGGGAACGCUUUUCUCUGGACGCUCUUGACGCACGGUGACACGGAGCUACUGAGAACUCCCUCGGAGUGGAGGAUUUAUUUGUGUUUUCGAGCUUUUCCUGGCCGUUUGGGACCCUCGGUGCAAACACUUCGGAAUAAGAAGGUUUUGCUGUUUUAUUGGCUGGUGACGCGGCUGCCCUGGAGAAACGAGAAGGAUGGCAGCCUGGUUCACCUUUACCAUCGCAUUCAGCACCACGUUGAUAUCCCAGGUAUUCGGAUCGGGAGUUUUCGAGGUGGAUCUUCACGAAUUUAAAAACCACAAGGGUCUGCUGGCAAACGGGAACGCCUGCAAACCCAGCUGCAGGACUUAUUUCAGGAUUUGCCUGAAGAACUAUCAGGCUGUGGUCUCGCCAGGUGACUGCAUCUUUGGGAGUACAAUGACACCGGUGCUGGGGACAAACUCUUUCAGCGCCAAGGACAGCGGCACUUUACCCAGGCCCAUUCAAAUCCCCUUCAAGUUUGGAUGGCCGGGGUCAUUUUCAUUAAUAAUUGAAGCCUGGCAUUCACCUUAUGGAAAUCUACCUGUAGAUAACAACAACCAAGACCUUCUGAUUAGCUUUUUCGCUAUCCAAAGACAGCUGGGCGUCGGAAAUGACUGGUUGCAGGAUAUACUGAGUGGACCGCAGACAGAGCUGAGAUACUCCUACCGGUUUAUCUGCAACGAAAGUUACUACGGAGAAAGUUGCUCCAAAAAAUGCACUGCGAGGGAUGACCGCUUUGGCCACUACACCUGCACCCGGAACGGGGACUUAUCCUGCCUGCCCGGCUGGAAAGGAAAAUACUGUGAAGAACCUAUCUGUCUUGAGGGUUGCAGCGAGAGAAAUGGAAACUGCUCCAGACCUGGGGAGUGUGUGUGCAGAGAGGGCUGGCAGGGCACAUUCUGUGACGAGUGCAAGAAGUACCCGGCCUGCAAGCACGGCACCUGUGACCUGCCGUGGCAGUGCAACUGCCAAGAGGGCUGGGGAGGCCUUUUCUGUGACCAAGACCUGAACUUCUGCACCCAUCACCAUCCCUGCGUCAACGGCGCCACCUGUAUGAACACGGGCCAGGGCAGCUACACGUGCACUUGCUUGCCUGGAUUCACGGGGGUCAACUGCGAGCUGGAGAUGCAGGAGUGUGACAGCAACCCCUGCAGGAACGGAGGGACGUGCACGAACCUGGAGAGCGGCUACGUGUGCACGUGCCCCCAGGGCUUUGAGGGCUCCCACUGUGAGCACAGUCUGCUGACCUGCGCCGACUCCCCCUGUUUCCACGGCGGCAUGUGCCGGGAGAAGGACGGCGGCCGCAGCUACAUGUGCGAGUGUCCCCACGGCUACACCGGACUCAACUGCGAGAAGAGAGUGGACAAGUGCACGUCGCUUCCCUGCGCUAAUGGGGGUCUGUGUCUGCUCCAGGGUGGCAUGCGCAUGUGCAGCUGCCGGGCGGGAUUCACCGGCCAGCACUGCGAGAUCAACAUAAACGAAUGUGCCGGAAACCCCUGCCUCAACGGAGGCACCUGCCAGGACCGCAUCAACGACUACACCUGCGCCUGUCCGGCGGGCUACGGCGGGCGCAACUGCAACCGAGUCCUGGACGAGUGCUCCCUCCGCCCCUGCCUGAACGGGGGCCUUUGCACCGGGGGAGGCGGGCCGGGCAAGCCCCUGGCGGCCUGCGUCUGUCCGUCGGGCUUCAGCGGGCCGCGCUGCGAGGACGGAUUCCAGUGGGCGGCCGUUUCCCUGGCGGUGGGGCUGGUGGCGCUGCUGGUGCUGGCGUGCAUGGUGGGGCUGGCUCUGAGGCACAUCCACAGACAGUCCAGAAGACAGGGGGCAGAAACGGAGACUAUGAACAACUUUUCCAGCGUCCAGAGGGACAACCUGAUCCCAGCAUCCCAGCUGAAAAACACCAACCAGAAAGUCAGCCUGGAGGUGGACUGUGAUUCAGAGAAAUCGAACUUUAUCCAUAAAAACUAUCACUUGGACUCUUACAACUCUAAAUCGAAAGAGUUCAUGGAUGAAAAGUUGCAUGGGGAUAAAAGUCUUAUUUAUGACAAGUGUUUAGAGGACAAGAUGCCUCUCAGUCGAAUGUACAGUGAAAAACCAGAGUGUAGGAUAUCUACAAUAUGUUCCUCGAGAGACUCCAUGUACCAGUCGGUAUUUGUUAUAGCAGAGGAGAGGAGGGAAUGCGUCAUAGCAACAGAGGUAUAAACUGUGAGGGGUUCAGUAAUCAAGGGAAUGAGGACAGAGACACAAUCGAGGCAGAAUAUGAUAUUCUGGAUUGUUUACAAAUGCUGAGAAGAGACUGGAGAUGUUUUCGACGUUCACUGCUGCUCUGGAACACUGAGGAACUGGAGAGGGCACAGACCUCUGCUCUGAACAUUUAAAAAAAAAAGAAAAGAAAAAAAAACAAAGCAACAGAACUGAGGAACUUUUUGUUGACCGAGUGUUUGUAUGCAAAGCAUGUACAUUGAAGGACCUCUCUCACUUUGAACAGACUGGUGAAUCCAAUGACUGCACGAGGUCAGCGAAAAACUCUUAUAAUCUCGGCCAUUCUGGACAGCAAAAGGAGGUGAUCAUCGCCCUUCGACUCUGACCUGGCCUUGUUUGAUAAUCAUAAAGACUCUGACAGCCAACCAAUCGGUGAAAAAAAAAAAGGUGCCUAAGAUUUGACCCCUCCAAAUCGUCCCCCACCCCUCCCAAACACUCACUCCUGCCAGCUUUGCCUGCUAUGCAAGACUCAGGGUCGAGAUGAGUGAACUCACCCGCUGUCACGAUCCAGCCUCACCAACACUGAAAGAAAUGAAUGUCUGAAACUAAUCUUCAACGGUCAAUCAUGUGAAAAUGACUGCUUGGACUUGUCAGCACAAGGGUGGAGAUUGUAUGCAGCCCAAAUUCACUAGAAGCCUUAAAAGAGGGGGUUUAAAUGCUAAAUUUGUGCCCCUGUGUGUUCUUGGAUCAUUUGCACUAAAAAGAAAAAAAAAAGGGUGGGUGGGUGGAUAAAAGCAGCGGGGAAAAUACUUUUCAAUCAACAGAGAAUUGAAGAGAAAACCACAGGAGACCAAUAGUCAGUGGAGUGCCAGCAAGAUCCAAGAGAAAGUGUGCAUAGAAAAAUGAUUUUUUUAUGCAACCCAACUGAGAAAAACAAAGAGACUCAAACAAGGAGAAAAGACUGUCACACCACUGCCUGCCUAUAAUAAAUUUCAAAAAGUACAGAACCAAUAAUGUAAUUUUUUUAAAUGAUUAUUUCCAGAGUUUAAUUUAAAUAUGACACACUGCUCUUUAUAUGUUUUAUAAUAUUAUUUUGUAUAUAAUGCAUAUUUAUAAGGACCAAACUUCUGAAGAAUAAAACUUCCUUGAAAACUG